UUCAUUUCUAUUGGUUAAUGCAAGUUGUUGGUUGUUGCUGGUUUUUUUUUUAUUAUGUCAUUGUUAAAAACCUUUACAUUGUCAUAUCAUCACAUAAUUAAAAUGGGACUUGGACAGUAUUAGUUUAUAAUUUUGUUUGACGUCAGUCUUCAGCUGUAGAAAUGUCGGUGUUUAUGAUAGUUCCGGAUGAUGCUAAAAUAUUAGCGAAUAAACUGAGGGGAUCGUUACAAUCUAAUGUGGCUCAUAUUCGUACAACGACCCUGGAUGGAUUCCUGGAAUUAGGAUCAGCACUGAACGAUAACACUGUCAGAGUUAUUUUUCUUACUGCUUUACUGUGGCAAGACAUUGAAAGGCAACCGAAAAAGGAUGUUGGUUAUCUGUUUUCAAAACCAAAGGACACCAUAGUGCUUAUAUCAUGCGCUGAACCUAUAAAGAAAGCGGCUGUUGACAUGUUUUCAAAGAUGGUGAACAACUGGGAGUCGGUAGGAUUGUUUGAAGCUUCCGGUGAAGACUGGUUUAACGCGGAAGCGAGAAUAAAGUAUCGUGUGGCGGAAAACGAGAAUAGGGAAGUGCCGUGUGCAAGCAGAUAUCUUAUCAAACCAGACACGAUUUCAACACUGUCUGAACCCCAGUCUGAAGUAUUUAUCAUCUUGUUUGAUGAUGUAACUACCGAGCACAAUGACGUCACGAGACUCGAGGUUAAAGAUGGCGAGAACGUACAUCAAGCCAGGAAAAUACAACCAAAUAUCUGGUCGUUCAACGUAUUUGAGUUUACUCUGGGAGAGCACGAUAUUAGAGUUUUGGCAGAUGACGAUGAUAUUGGACCAUAUUCGUUACAUAUUCGAGACAAAGAAGCCGUCAGAAAAGAGUUACUGACUGAUUUAAAGAAGAAAGAUCCGAAGAGAUUUAUCGCUGAGCUUCUGAAUAUUAACAAAGCUGAUUUUGAUUGUGAUUUGAUGGAUACGAUCAGUGGAUCAAGUGGUGUGUCUUUUGUUGAGAUCCUGCUUAAAUAUGGGGAAGAAAAUGGUUGUGAAUAUCCAAACUUCGCACAUUUUUGUGCAAAUCAUAGUCUUGAAGAAAGUGCGACAUGGUGCGCAGGCAAUCUACCGAAUUUCCAAGAAGCCUGUAAGGUUCUCAAUAACGGCGGACAAACACCGCAACAAGUUGCCGUUGAAAGGGGAGAAACCCCUGCAGUAAUUAUUAUUUUUAUUUUAUUUACAUGAAUGUUAUAUAAAAAUCGCCGUAUUACCUUUCCAGCUUUUAAGAAUUUUAUUUAAACUUUCAGGUUGUAAUUAUCAAUAAAUUUGGCCAUCAGCACCAUCUUUGGUGUCUCUCCUUACUUCUUGUCAUUUUAUGUGUUAGAAGUACGUCGCAUGAUUACAGUUCCUGUUUACUUUUAAGAUGUUAGAAAGUCAUAUGGCAUUAAAGACUAAAUGGUUUGGAUUAACAGUAACUGUUGCUACACAUUUUUCAAACUAUUUACUGUUCUUUUCUUUAUUUCCAGUUGAUUGAAGCUUUGGGAGUUAAAGAAGGUUGUAUACUUUGAAUUACUUUGUUUUUUUUUAGCUCCACUUUUCGAAGAAAAAAAGUGGAGACAUUGUCAUGACCUAUGUCGGCAUUUGCGUCGGCGUCGGUUAACCUUUUUUAUAAGAUCCAUUCUCUCAGAAACUAUAAAAGCUAUUCACUUCGAACUUGGUUAACAUUUUGUUGUCAUGAAACGACGCAAUUUCAAAAGGACAGAUAAUCAUAUUUUUUUGUCAAAAUACUGCUCCUUUUUUACUUAUAUUUUUAGCCCUGUUUAUACAUUUUGUAAAUGUUUCUUGUUACAGUAACUAUCAAAGCUAUUCACUUCAAGCUUGAUAUGCGUGUUACCUAUCAAAAGACAAAAACUGACAGCAUUUCAAAAGGACAGAUAAUCCUAAAAUUCAUUUUUGCACAGUACUGUUAUGCUCCUUCUUGAAUUCAUCAUUUUUCUGUUAAGGUUAAUUUUUCAUUUAUUUCAAAGUUAAUCACGUCAAAUUUGGAAUACGUUAUAAGUUUUUAAAGUGGGAUGUAUUUUUAAAGGGCAGGUAACUUUUGAUUUUUUUUCUGAAUUAUUCCCCCUUUUGAGUUUGAAUUUAUUGGUUAACUUGUUUUUAUAUAAAAGUACAAUUCUCAAACAGUAUAAAAGAUAUUCACUGUAAACUUGAAGUAAUUGUUCACUAUCAAAUUUGAAAAGCAUUUAUAAGGUGGAGAUAAUCCUGAAAAUCUUUUUUGGUUUAUGCUUUAUUCCUUCUUUUUAUUGGUAUUCACGGACACGUGACGAUAUUUAACUUCACCAGGAAGUCCAAAGCAUUCAGAAUGUAUAAGCACAGACAUCUUGAUAUUAGGAAGUAUUCCUUUGGGGUUUGAGGUUAACAAAAUAUCUGAUAGCAAACGAGAGAAAACAGUGUUUUUGUGAUUAUUUAAAAACAAAGGAAGCAACGUUUAGUAACAAAAUGGCAAGUUGGUUAAUUUUAUCUCAACUAAACUAUUAUAAAUGCCAUUUCUUCGUUUCCUGUAAAGUACAACCCGUCUAAUCGGACUAGUCCAUAUGAUUUUCAUGAAAGCAUCUAUAGUCUAGUCUGAUUCCUUGCCUUCAUUUACUUUACUGUAAGGGGAAGGAACUCCAGAAUACAUCUAUUUCAAUGUUUAUUAUAUAGCCCUUUUCAAUGUUAAAGUAAACAACGUACUGUUGAGCAAAUUGAACGAAGCGUUAGUGAACGACCAUGUGUUUUUAUUGUUCAAUAGUUUUUGGUGCAAUUUCAUACUGAGGGAUAUUGGGAAUGAACGCUGAUUCGACAUCAGCAUCAUUAAUGCCUGAAUACUUAGCUAUUAUCCGGCUCCUCUACUUGUACUCCUGUAUUAUUUUAGUAUUGUACCAGAAGGAAAUUUGGAGGCUACCCUUGAAAUUUUCCUUGUUCACUUAGAAUAUUUACCCUUUUCUCAAAAACCGUUUAAA
Molecule: messenger RNA, 2980 nt
Organism: Ruditapes philippinarum (Manila clam)
Lineage: Eukaryota; Metazoa; Mollusca; Bivalvia; Venerida; Veneridae
Exons: 5
Coding region: 162-1223 (353 amino acids)
Source: RefSeq, a predicted model, not a curated record